AUAUAUGUGUAAAUGUAACUGUGCAUCUGUAUUUGUUUAUACGCAUUUAUCGGAGGCUUUCUGGACGCCAGUCGGGUAUUCCCCAAUAGGCACUUCUACUACGCCACAAUCACAGAGUAUUAUCCGUUUUUAUCGAGGAAAUCUACGUUAUUAUCUAGGCAUAUUGACAACGGCCGAUCCGCUGUUUCUUUUCUCUUUGCUUAGUCUUUCUGCUUUCGUGUUUUUUUACAUAUAUACGUUAAUAACAACAUUCAGGAGUAUGUCAUGCAAUGCUCAAGGACGCUGUCAUUUCUGUUGUAAAAAACAUACCGUGCCCAUAUUCGGAAGCGAGGAAGUGGUACACACGCUUUUACAAAAGUUAAAUUUGAAGCUCGUGGUUUCGAACACAAUUUGUUCUCCUUGUAUUAUUACACUCGAAAAUUUUUUCAAAAUGAAUUUUCCCGAUAAACGUUCGCCUUUUGAGGAAACAAUCAUCAGGAAAGGUCAUAUUGAGAGUCCGACGGGCUCUGCCUACCCGAAUACCGAUCAUUUAGAGAUAAUGGAAAAGUCGCAAGUCAACGAAAAUUUUCAAACUAAGAGAGCCACGAAAACUCACGUUAAAGCCGAAAAAAGCGACGAUUCUAAUAAUACAGAAAAUAAAGAUGAUGUCAACAAUUCGCAAGUUCGCAAAAACACCGGAAAUAUACGAAAGAGACAGUUAACAUGCGAGUUUUGCCAAAAGAAAUUCAAUCACGCGGGAGAUCUCAACAAGCACCGAAGGAAGCACACUGGCGAGCAACCCUACGCAUGUAAUACGUGCGAACGGAAGUUCACGACGUCGUCUAAUCUUGUUAGGCAUCAACAAAUACAUCUCGGUAUAAAGCCGUUCUGCUGUCAGAUUUGCGGAAGCACUUUUACCCGAAAAAUCAAACUUUCCGCCCAUUUAAUAGCAAAGCAUCACAAAGCUUUGAAAUCUGAUUAAUCGACAGCACAAUGUACAUAAUUAAUAUAAUGUAAAUUAUAAAGAAAUAUACUUGAAAAAGCAAUAGGCUAUAACAAAACAUAAGAGUUAAUAAAAUAAGAUUAUUGUAUAGGAGAAAAAAAAACUUUAUGUUAUGACAUGUAUUAGCCUCUUAAAAUUAUAGAGUGAGUUCUACAGCUGAUUCGCUGUAAUGUAAUGUUUGAUUUGCUUGUGCAAGAUAGACUAUUUUAUAAAUCUAUAUAAAAAUGAUUUUAUUUAUUUGAUGAUAGUGUUUGAACAACAAUAUAUACCAUAUAACUAUCUUCCUUGCUAUAUCUUCUCUAAUAAACAUAAAUAAAGUUGUU
Wasmannia auropunctata (little fire ant) is the source of this 1305-nucleotide messenger RNA. RefSeq names its product zinc finger protein 479-like. NCBI's taxonomy places the organism in Eukaryota, Metazoa, Arthropoda, Insecta, Hymenoptera, Formicidae. The coding region runs from base 5 to 961 and encodes 318 amino acids. Gene Ontology annotation, molecular function: DNA-binding transcription factor activity, RNA polymerase II-specific; RNA polymerase II cis-regulatory region sequence-specific DNA binding. The transcript is spliced from 2 exons. Gene Ontology annotation, biological process: regulation of transcription by RNA polymerase II. Gene Ontology annotation, cellular component: nucleus. The record is from RefSeq and is a predicted model, not a curated record.